GCGGUCACUCGCUCCGGACCUGUGCUGGAGGGAGGGGGAGACAGAUCAGAAGAAAUGCUGAAAUUAAGCAAAGUUCUCUUUUGACUUGGAUCUUUAUCAUGGGCAUGCAGAAUUCUAAAAUAGAUUCCUGCCCUCUUUCCACUUUUCCCAGGAAAAAGAGCAUGGAGUCUAAGCAAGAGGCCAAACACUCCAAAGAUAUUAGAGAGAGCAGUAGUGACAAGGACCUGAAAGAACUAAAGGAAGAGGAAAAGGAGGAGGAAGGAGCAGAAGAGCUAUCUAAAGAGGAAUUGGAAGAAGAGGUAUUCUUUAAGUUUGUGAUUCUGCAUGCUGAAGAUGACACCCAUGAAGCCCUCAGGGUCCAAGGGAUGCUGCAAAAUGAAUUUGGCAUUAAACCUGGAAUAAUCUAUGCUGAAAUGCCAUGUGGCAAACAACAUUUACAGAACUUAGACGAUGCCGUAAAUGGGUCUGCCUGGACCAUUUUUUUAUUGACUGAAAACUUUUUGAGGGAUGCUUGGUGCAAUUUCCAGUUCUAUACAUCCCUAAUGAAUUCCAUUAAUAGGCAGCAUAAGUACAAUUCUGUCAUACCAAUGAGGCCACUGAAUAAUCCUCUCCCCAGGGAUAAGACUCCAUUUGCCUUACAGACUAUCAAUGCUCUGGAAGAAAGAAGUUCCGGCUUUCCUAAACAAGUAGAAAAAAUUUUCCAGGAUUCUGUGUACGAGAAACAAAAAGCCAUAUGGAAAGAUUCAAAAAAUAUGGUAGAUAGCUAGAAAAGUAAGAGGAGUGGGACAUUUUAGUGAAUGAAACAAAACAAAACUACAUAACUGGGGGCAGGCAGGAUAAAACGAUGUCAUUUUGUAACAUCUUCCAGGAAAGUUAGAAUUUCUAAGAAAGUAGAAAUAAGAAUGAUACUUUUUCUGAGAAAAGCCAUUGGCACUGAAAACCUAUGGAAUUAGCAUGCUUCUCUAGACAAGGACUAGCCAUUUUGAUUAUUCUGUUCCCAGGAACGUUUGUCUGAUGUGUUCCCCCUUGAUUUGAGGAUGUGACAAAAGAUGUGCUUUUAACUAACUUUUGGCAUUCCUUGAUUUAUCUUCUUCCUUGAAGGGUGUUCUCCUUUGAGUCAGUGUAGAGUAGUAGGUACGCCAGCUUUGGAGUCAGAAGACCUUAGUUCAAAUCCCAGGCCUGAUAUUUAAUAUGUGUGUGAUAACCUCUCUGCCUUAAUUUCCCCAUCUGUAAAAUGAGGGAGUUGAAUUAGUUGGCUUCUAUCCCUUCGAACUCUCUAUCUCUGAUCCUGUGACUAUGGGUAUUAUAUAAUUUCUUUAAAUUGUAUUCCGUGUUUUUUUAAAUUAAAAUA
This is a messenger RNA of Trichosurus vulpecula (common brushtail), 1351 nucleotides long. It is a transcript of the gene TICAM2, whose product is annotated as toll like receptor adaptor molecule 2. Gene Ontology annotation, biological process: positive regulation of myeloid dendritic cell cytokine production; positive regulation of canonical NF-kappaB signal transduction; positive regulation of natural killer cell activation. The transcript is spliced from 2 exons. Bases 99 to 767 code for a protein of 222 amino acids. The record is from RefSeq and is a predicted model, not a curated record. Gene Ontology annotation, molecular function: protein kinase binding. Lineage: Eukaryota; Metazoa; Chordata; Mammalia; Diprotodontia; Phalangeridae.